AUGCCACUUGGUUCCGGUUACACUGUAGAAGGGCAAAAGACAUCCGAGGAGAAGCAUGGAGGACUGCAGCUUGAAGUGACACCCAAGCUCUUCCACGAUCAACGCUUAUGGUCGCACGCCAGUGAUCGCUAUCUUUGCAUCAAAGGAGGUCAUUUCGCAACCUACAAUGGCUUGAACGAACAGAAAACGCCUGAACAGCUUGGUUGCAAAGUCGGUGAAGUCCUGAGAUCAUACAGCAUUGAUCCUGACGGCUGGGAGUCGUUCAAAAUCAAACAUCUAGUGGGGUCAGAGACGACUAUCAAACUUACAGCUUUCCAAUCACCGGAUGAAUUCGAGGGAGAGUUUACAUUGGGACACAGGCGAGUACUUUCAGGAUCUCUACCUCGUUUGGAAAGCCCUCCAUAUCAGUAUGGUUUUCAUGAUGCCCCAACCAGGAUCGUUAUGGGCAGCAGCUUUGGGGACGACACUCUUCCAGCAGAUGUCCAAGAACCCCAGAUCGUUAUGACAAGAGACAUCAAGGCCAUGGGUCUAGCAGCGGGUGGAAAGCUGAACAUAUACAAAGACACCUACCCACCCACAACAUGGAACCACGCCGCGGCGCGCAUUCUGCACAUCCAUAUCCUCGACCCCGUAAGCUGCGAGAAAGUGACGCAUAUCGUUCCGACACCCCCAUCUACCGACGUCAAGGCAUAUACAGACGCUGGUGGAGAUUUCUUCGUCGUUGAAGAGAAAGUCGACGAACGCCUUGAUGGGGGUGACUUCGACAACGUCAAGAGCGUCAGCCAAAUGGAUCAACAUAUCGGCAUAAGCACAGAACCGGAAUUCGACCCAACUAGGCCGAAGAUGUGCACGACGUGCGAACUACGACUGUGUGAUUGCAUGUAA
Alternaria triticimaculans is the source of this 885-nucleotide messenger RNA. RefSeq lists its product as uncharacterized. Lineage: Eukaryota; Fungi; Ascomycota; Dothideomycetes; Pleosporales; Pleosporaceae. Bases 1 to 885 code for a protein of 294 amino acids. The record is from RefSeq and is a predicted model, not a curated record. The transcript has 3 exons.